CUGGGCAGCAUUCAGAGGCCUUUCGUAAGAAGAACAUGAAAUUUCUAGCAGCUGUUCUGUUUGCAUGCGUGGUGACACUUGCGGUGUUGCACAGCGCUUACGGCACGCCGGUGCCGCCGCCAAAUCCGGAAGCACCCGUUGCCAAUCCCGAGGCGCCUGUGCCCAAUCCCGAGGCGCCUGUGCCCAAUCCCGAGGCGCCUGUUGCCGACCCGGCGGCGCCAAUGGCCAAUCCAGGCGUAUCCAAGUCAAACCUCGCUAUAGAUCCCAAGUCACCCAAGUUGGAGGCCAAUGAUGAAGGCUUCAGUCAAAAUGCUGAGGCUAUCGAUCCAUCAAUCCGUGGUCCAGCUUCAGCUAAUGAUUAUGCUCCAGCCCUCGAUGAUGCCUUUUACGCUGAAGCUGUCGGCAAUCCACAAGACGAUGUGCCGAAUCCUGUCGCUCCUGCCAAUGCGAUUCCCGCCUUGGAAGACUUGGCUGCCGAUGCUCCAGCUGACCAAGCCAUAUUAGUCUAGGAAGAAACGCACAGGCAGCUUAAGGUAAAUGCACACGACCACAUCCAAAGCUAAAACACACACACACACACACACCUUCUAUAUAUAUAUU
Messenger RNA from Drosophila hydei, 600 nucleotides. RefSeq names its product predicted GPI-anchored protein 58. Bases 36 to 509 code for a protein of 157 amino acids. The transcript has 2 exons. NCBI's taxonomy places the organism in Eukaryota, Metazoa, Arthropoda, Insecta, Diptera, Drosophilidae. The record is from RefSeq and is a predicted model, not a curated record.